AUGAUUGUGAAAGCAAAGACAGAGAAAGCGCCGGAGGAAGAGCAUGGCUAUGAAUUUGGAGGGCCUCUAGGAGCAGCUGCUAUAGUCUUCGGCUUGCCCAUCCUCGUCUAUGCCUCCAUCUUCCUAUGCAACGAUGUCUCGGGCUGCCCUGCACCUGCCUUACUGGAUCCAAGGACUUUGACACUUGAGAAAUUGAAGAAACAGACGGCAUGGCCUGCGGACGGGGUCUUGGGCUUGUUCGACUUGAAUGUCACUUUAUGGGUGCUGGCAUACUAUGCUCUCAGCGUGGCUCUACAAUUGUUUCUGCCAGGUCAAGAGAUGGAUGGUACAAUCCUGGGCACGGGAGGACGGCAUCACUACAAAUUCAACGCCUUCAACUCUGCGGUUCUCAUCCUUGCCGGUCUGGCCAUUGGCACUGCUGUACAAGGUGCCCACUUCGUGGUUUGGACCUUCAUCUGGGACAACCUUCCCCAACUUGCCACGGCAAAUAUCCUCGUUUCCUCUGCCCAGGCAAUCUAUGUCUAUCUGCGCUCCUUCAGCGUUCCUCACCCAGGUCAACCAAACCCUGAGAAUAGGGAGCUCGCAAAGGGAGGGCACACUGGGAACAUGAUCUACGACUUCUUCAUUGGCCGGGAGCUGAACCCACGCGUCACCGUUCCGCGCUGGAUCCCCGUCGCAGGCGGUCAGGUGAUUGACAUCAAGGUCUUCAAUGAGAUGAGACCAGGCUUGCUGGGUUGGAUCAUUCUCGACCUUGCAUUCAUUGCCCAUCAGUACCAGGCGCAUGGCUUCAUUAGCGACUCCAUCAUCCUCAUCACCGCUUUCCAAUCGUUAUAUGUCUUCGACGCUCUCUACAUGGAGCCGGCCAUUCUGACCACUAUUGACGUGAUCACCGAUGGUUUCGGAUUUAUGCUUGCUUUCGGCGAUGUGGCUUGGGUUCCAUUCAUUUACAGUUUGCAAGUACGGUAUCUGGCUGUCUAUCCGUUGAAGCUUGGAAUAAGCGGCAUCGCUGGCGUUCUGGGCGUUGCAGGCCUGGGGUACUACAUCUUUCGAGGCGCAAACAACGAAAAGAACCGAUUCCGGACAAAUCCCAAGGACCCUCAGGUGUCACACCUCGAAACCAUGACAACCGAGUCCGGCUCCAAGCUUCUAGUCUCUGGUUGGUGGGGUCGUGCGCGACAUAUCAAUUACUUCGGUGACUGGUUCAUGUCUUGGAGCUACUGUCUCCCUACCGGUGUGGCGGGAUACGUCAUCAACAACUACCAGAAUCCUGUCACUGGGCAGGUAACCAGGGAGGUGGUGCAGGGAGAUGCCCGCGGCUGGGGAAUGAUCUUUACAUAUUUCUAUGUCAUAUACUUUGGCGUUUUACUGGUGCAUAGAGAAAUGAGGGACGAAGAGAAGUGCAGGAGGAAGUAUGGAAAAGACUGGAAGCGCUACUGCCAGCGCGUCAGGUGGAGGAUCAUUCCGGGCAUCUACUAG
Fonsecaea multimorphosa CBS 102226 is the source of this 1476-nucleotide messenger RNA. RefSeq lists its product as uncharacterized. Lineage: Eukaryota; Fungi; Ascomycota; Eurotiomycetes; Chaetothyriales; Herpotrichiellaceae. Gene Ontology annotation, biological process: ergosterol biosynthetic process. Gene Ontology annotation, cellular component: endoplasmic reticulum membrane. The transcript is spliced from 2 exons. Gene Ontology annotation, molecular function: Delta14-sterol reductase activity. The record is from RefSeq and is a predicted model, not a curated record. Bases 1 to 1476 code for a protein of 491 amino acids.